This is a messenger RNA of Pistacia vera, 876 nucleotides long. RefSeq lists its product as uncharacterized. The coding region runs from base 1 to 876 and encodes 291 amino acids. NCBI's taxonomy places the organism in Eukaryota, Viridiplantae, Streptophyta, Magnoliopsida, Sapindales, Anacardiaceae. The transcript has 2 exons. The record is from RefSeq and is a predicted model, not a curated record.
AUGGAGGACGCCUUGGCCAGAGCAGUGAUUCAGAUAAGGUGGGAAGAAGAUGAGAUGAAUCGGGCAAUACACACUAGGUAUGACCCAAGGCGGAAUGAUAGAAGGCCAGAAUUUAGAUCGAUUGAACCCCAUCACCAGCCCCCUCCUCGUAACCAGAACAGAGUAAGAAAACCAUAUGACCGCCAGCCAAUUAGAACCGACAACAGACCAACUAGACCAACCCGAUACAAAAUCCCAAAGUACAACCUCAACGUCGAACCAGCCCAGGUGGUGGCGAACAUGAAAGGAAUGGGAUCUGGUGUUAAGUGGCGAGGCAAGCUAAAUGAUGAAGCAAGGAGAGACACGUCCAAGUGGUGCGAGUUCCACGGCGACCAUGGACAUAACACCCCAAACUGCAUUGCCCUGCGGUUGGAGGUUGCCGUACUAUUGAAGAGAGGACAUCUCCGAGAUCUGUUGACAGAUAAAGCCAAACGCUACGCCAGAGCCAAUAACCACCAUGAAAUACAAUCUAUCCACUCGUCCUCUCGGUCACAUUCCCACCAGGUAAUUCAGUUUGAAGAUGACAAGCCGGUCACCCUGGCAGCACCUCACCACGAUGCUUUAGUCGUCUCUCUCCAGAUCGCCAAUAUUCUGGUCAAGAGGGUAUUCAUAGAUGGGGGAUCAUCAGUAAACAUUCUGUUCCUUGAAGCAGUGAAGACUACGGGUCUAGAAGAAGCAAACAUCAACAGAAGGCUGACCCUACUGGUUGGGUUUAGUUCUGAGCAAAAUUACACCAUCGGAGAGAUCGUCCUUCCUAUCUACGCCAGCGGAGUAAACAAGCAGACCCUAUUUCUAGUGAUCGAUUGUCCUUCACCAUACAAUGUCUUCUUGGGUUGA